GGAACUCAGCUGGAUGCUUUGCAGAGAAAACUCCGUGAAGUAUCUACAAAGUAUCAGCUUUUCCAGAAACCAGCCAAUUUUGAGCAGCGCAUGUUGGAUUGCAAGCGGGUGCUGGAUGGUGUAAAAGCAGAACUUCAUGUCUUGGAUGUGAAGGAUACUGACCCAGAUGUAAUCCAAACUCAUCUGGACAGGUGCAUGAAACUCUAUAAGACCCUCAGUGAGGUGAAAUUGGAAGUUGAAACUGUCAUCAAGACAGGAAGGCAAAUUGUGCAGAAACAACAGACAGAUAAUCCCAAAGGGAUGGAUGAACAACUGACAGCAUUGAAAUUCCUUUACAAUGACUUAGGGGCACAGGUGACAGAGGGAAAGCAAGAUCUCGAAAGAGCAUCCCAGCUGGCACGCAAAAUGAGGAAAGAGGCUGCCUCUUUGUCUGAGUGGCUAGCUACCACUGAAGCUGAACUUGUGCAGAAGUCCACUUCAGAGAGCUUGCUUUCUGAUCUGGAUUCAGAAAUUACCUGGGCCAAAAAUGUGCUGAGAGAGCUGGAGAGGAGGAAAGCUGAUCUGAAGAGCAUCACAGAAAGCUGCACUGCGCUCCAGGCUCUGGUGGAAGGGAGCGAGACUUCCCUGGAGGAGAAACUGUGUGUUCUUAAUGCUGGCUGGAGCAGAGUUCGGACCUGGACUGAGGACUGGUGUGACACCUUGUUGAAUCAUCAGAGCCAGCUGGAAAUAUUUGAUGAAAAUGUUGCCCACAUAAGUACUUGGUUGUAUCAGGCUGAAGCCUUGCUGGAUGAGAUUGAGAAAAAGUCAGCAAGCAAAAAGGAGGAAACUGUGAAGCGCUUAACAUCUGAAUUAGAUGAUGUUAGUCUGAGAGUGGAUAAUGUGCGUGAUCAGGCUAUUAUCCUGAUGAAUGGUCGUGGGGUGUCAUGCCGUGAACUUGUUGAACCCAAACUGGCAGAACUGAACCGCAACUUUCAGAAGGUCUCUCAGCACAUCAAAAGUGCCAAGAUGCUUGUUGGACAAGAACGACUUCCUGUCAUGUCCGAGCCCCGUGAAGUCAGAGUAGGCUUUCCAGACCUGGAAAAAUUUGAGUGUGACAUACAGAAUAUGUUAAAAGUUGUAGAAAAGCAUCUGGAGUUGAGUGGGGAAGAUGAAAAGCUGGAUCAAGAAAGAGCUCAGAUUGAAGAAGUUUUACAGAGAGGAGGGCAGUUGUUACAGCAGCCUAUGGAAGACCAUAAAAGAGAGACGAUCCGCAUACAGCUGUUGCUUCUCCAGAAAAAGUACAACAGUGUGCAGGAGUGCAGGUCAUUUCAAAGGAGGCAGGUGGUGGAACUCUCUCCAGUGUUUUCCCAGUAUAAGAAGGAACAUGACAGUCUAAUGAAGUGGCUGGAUGAGGCUGAGCACCGUCUGUCAGGGCUGCAAGGUGUGGAAGAUGAACAAAAACUGCAG
Tauraco erythrolophus (red-crested turaco) is the source of this 1446-nucleotide messenger RNA. NCBI's taxonomy places the organism in Eukaryota, Metazoa, Chordata, Aves, Musophagiformes, Musophagidae. The record is from RefSeq and is a predicted model, not a curated record.